Molecule: messenger RNA, 1149 nt
Organism: Arabidopsis arenosa
Lineage: Eukaryota; Viridiplantae; Streptophyta; Magnoliopsida; Brassicales; Brassicaceae
Source: the annotation of a GenBank genome assembly
AAGAGCCGUUUAGACCAAACCCAUUUUAUAAUCACAAUGGAUGAUGAUGGAUUUCGCAAUUGGGGAUACUAUGAACCAGCGGCUGCUUCAUUUAAAGGUAAUCUUGGUUUGCAGCUUAUGUCUACUAUUGAUCGGAACACUAAACCGUUUUUACCCGGGCGUGAAUCGAAUCUGAUGAUCGGUUCAAACGGUUCGUAUCACCCGCGAGAGCACGACAUGAACUAUAGCUGGAUUAAUCAACCCAAGGACAACAAGUUCUUCAACAUGUUGCCUAUAAGCACCCCGAAUUACGGGAGUGUGAUGUCCGAAACUUCUGGUUCGAAUUCGAUGCAGAUGAUACAUCAACCGGUUGUGAAUUCAUCCCGGUUUGAGGAGAUUCCGGUUCCUCCUCCUCGUGAAGAUGAAAUUGUUCAGCCUAGUAAGAAGAGAAAGAUGAGAGGUAGCAUCUCAACACCAACGAUACCGAAAGCUAAGAAGAUGCGUAAACCGAAAGAGGAGAGCGACGUUACUAAUAGCAAUGUUAAACAGCAGCGUGUGAAACCGGUUAAGAAGAGUGUUGAUCUUGUGAUUAAUGGUGUGAGUAUGGACAUUUCUGGUUUACCUGUACCGGUUUGCACUUGUACUGGAACUCCUCAGCAAUGUUACCGUUGGGGAUGUGGCGGAUGGCAAUCUGCUUGUUGCACAACUAACAUUUCGGUGUAUCCUUUACCGAUGAGUACUAAGAGACGCGGGGCAAGGAUUUCAGGUAGGAAGAUGAGUCAAGGCGCGUUUAAGAAGGUCCUAGAGAAAUUAGCAACAGAAGGUUAUAGCUUUGGGAAUGCGAUUGAUUUGAAGAGUCAUUGGGCUAGACAUGGAACCAAUAAGUUUGUCACGAUCAGAUAGUUUGAGUUUUUCUCAUUGAUCGUGUAUAUACAACAACUUGUGACCUUUGUUUUCCUUCUUCUUCUUCAAGGUAACUUCUUCGUUUUAGGGUUUGAUCAUAUCUUAAUUCAUACAUUCUUAAUGUUCUGUUUUUGUUUGUUUGAAGAUUUCUUUGAGAAAAUCUGUAGGAAGCAAAAAUGUUGUUUUUCUUUUCUUUCUUUUUCUUUUGCAACAUUAGAUGUUGACUUGUAACAUUAGAUGUUGUUUUGAUAAAAUGUUGUAUGUUAA